Ramularia collo-cygni is the source of this 2292-nucleotide messenger RNA. Its product is annotated as related to gamma-tubulin complex component GCP4. The record is from RefSeq and is a predicted model, not a curated record. Gene Ontology annotation, molecular function: gamma-tubulin binding; microtubule minus-end binding. The transcript has a single exon. Lineage: Eukaryota; Fungi; Ascomycota; Dothideomycetes; Mycosphaerellales; Mycosphaerellaceae. Gene Ontology annotation, cellular component: centrosome; equatorial microtubule organizing center; gamma-tubulin complex. Bases 1 to 2292 code for a protein of 763 amino acids. Gene Ontology annotation, biological process: microtubule nucleation; mitotic cell cycle; spindle assembly.
AUGCUCCAUGAAGUUCUUCUGGCCCUCUCCGGCCAUCCCUCACCUCUGUUCGUCGACCUGGGCGAUCAUGAUUUCCCCCUCCUCUCCCCCUCCGAAAGAGCGCUGUUGCAGUCCAUUGGGAAGCUAUCAGAAGUCCACCGCCGUCUGAAACGCCAUCUGGAAGCAAUAUCUGCAAGUCAUCCUUCAAUUGCAUGCCGCGCGGUCGCAACUUCCAUUCAACACACUCAUCUUGCUCGCUUUCAACAAAGGAUCCUCGAUGUUGAAAGUAAGAUCCUGGUCCGAGAUGCCACCAUGGUGGGUGCGUACAACAUUGUCCCCCUGGCUUCCAUUGUGGGCGAGUUCGAAGAUUGGCAUAGAUUGAUGGCCUGGUAUUGGCAAAUGGCCUGUUAUAUGCAGCAGCAGCCCAAGGAAUCCGGUCAUGACAGCUCUGACAAUCGAGGCACUGCUUGCACCACCGCUCUGUUGAUUGAUAGGCUGCGCGGUGAGAUGCAGACCGGAUUCCCCGAGGUCGMGGAUGCUGCAACACAGCUCACUACAGUCGCCGAAACUGCUUGGCUUCGGCAGCUGUCAGGAUGGAUUGUGUACGGCAAUCUACCAACCUAUGGCGCACAAGACUUUUUUGUCCACCCAGAUACAACAUCAUCUGAGAGCAAAAUGUUCAUCCAGAGAAAGGACCUCCUGCCUGCUUUUGUCAAUCGGAGGACGGCGAGCUCAAUGUUGUUCAUUGGCAAAUCGCUCCAUCAAGUGCGGAAUCAUCGCGAUGCUGCUCGUGCGUCAUCCUUGCUGUUGGACACCGUCUCCAAGGACACCGAUGUCGUAUCCGAGCAUCUACAUGUGCUAUCGCAACUCGCCAUGCCCAUCACAGCGUCUCAAUUGUCUAGAACGGUCUCCAUCAUUCGACAAUCCCUCUCCAGGAAUGUCCUCCAGCAUCUCCUACCCAUGGAGAUGACGGUACAGGUGCUCUCCUGUUUGAGAAUGUUCUUCCUACUAAACCGCGGCGAAUUUGCCAAUGCACUUAUCUCCGAGACGGAAAAUCGUCUCAAUACACGUCAGCAAAACAUGGGUCGACUGCUGCAGCAAGAUCCCGUGCGAGCCAUGCAAGGCCUCUCAAUCAAAGAUGCAGAGCUCAGUCAGGCGCUGCUGAGAGUAUGGAAGGCAAUGGCUGUCGAAGCGGAAGAUAUCGACGACGACAUGAUGGACUUUGCCCAGCGACACAUCAGCUUGGCGUCGGCGAGGAUGGAAGUCACACGACCAUCGACUGCGGACGGUGGGAUGGCGUCUUUGCCCGCUUUAUCCCCGGUCGCCUUCAACGACCUCCUCUUCCCGACCCCAACAGAGCUUAGUUUGACCGUCGUACCCCCUCUGGACCUCUUCCUCUCCAAGCAUGACAUCAACACCUACUCAACCAUCAACGCCUACCUCCUCGCCAUCCGAAGAUCCCAUCACAAACUCUCCGAUCUCUGGCGUCGAACCUCAGCUCGACGAACCCCUCCAAACUCUUCCUCCCGACAAUCUCGCCCUCAAUCACAAACCAACACCCCCCACGCAGCAGCAACGGCCCCCGCUCUCCGAAAAGUCUGGGCAACAUGCAGCGCGGCAAUCUUCCUCCUCUCCGAAACCGCCGCUUUCUUCGAAGGCGAAAUCAUCAAAGGUUCCUGCAACCAUUUUCAACACUGGGUCCUGCAAGCCGCUCCUUUUCCUGAUGAUGAUGGCGUCGAUUCACAGCAACAAGAAUCAUCAUCCGAGAAGCAGCAAGAGAAGAAUCCCAUGCAACACGACCCCGAAACUCUCUCCCAGGGACAUCGUUCCUUCCUCGCGAGUCUCACUUAUGCAUUACUCCUGACCGAUAUCCCAUAUACCUCUGAACUGCGAUCUCUUUUAGGAAACGUGGAUGUUCUGAUUGCGUUGUUUAUACGAUUGUUCGAUCUGCAACAAAACGCCAAUUCUGAUACCGCUUCUUUUACUACUACUACUGUAGGAGACGAGGAGGAGAGGCAAGCGAAGUUGGAAUUAGAUCGAGCCCGAAAAAAAGUCGAUGCGGGAUUGAAGGGUGUAGUGGGGCGAUUGAGGGAAUUGGAUCGGGAGAGGAUUGGUAGUUUACGGUAUGCGAAUUCUAGGAUUGGAGGGAUGGGUGGAGGAGGGAUGGAGCAGGAGGAGGGAGGGUUUGAGGGGUGGAAGGGUGGUGGGGGCGUGGAUCGAUUGUUGAUGAAGUUGGAGUUUGGGAGGAUGGUCGUUGUUCGUAGGGAGGAGGGUCAAGAUGGGGAAUCUGAGGGGAGGGGUGGACUGAUUUGA